Magnolia sinica is the source of this 1874-nucleotide messenger RNA. Its product is annotated as UDP-glucuronic acid decarboxylase 3. NCBI's taxonomy places the organism in Eukaryota, Viridiplantae, Streptophyta, Magnoliopsida, Magnoliales, Magnoliaceae. Gene Ontology annotation, molecular function: UDP-glucuronate decarboxylase activity; NAD+ binding. Gene Ontology annotation, cellular component: cytoplasm. The transcript is spliced from 13 exons. Bases 392 to 1420 code for a protein of 342 amino acids. Gene Ontology annotation, biological process: D-xylose metabolic process. The record is from RefSeq and is a predicted model, not a curated record.
UCUCACUGGAUUACAGUACACAAACGGCUUAAAUUCUCAUUCUCUUUUCGUCCUCUUUCCGAAACCAGAUUUCCCAGAUCUGGAAGAGUGUAGUUUCCGUUAGCCAGGCGCUUUCAUUACCUUCCUUUGCGUGGUUUUGAAGCAUUUUCAUGUCCUCACUUUUUUAAUUUUUAAUUUUAUUUUUAAAAAAAAAAAUUUGCAUCGGUCGGUGAGAGAGUUCUUGCUUUCAAUCGGCUAUAUAUAUAAGCCCUAGAUCUUGAAGGUUUUCUUAUUAGGGUUUUUGAGAUCAGAGAAAGGAAGAGAAGAGAGCUUCCUUUUCUCUUUCUUCGGUUUUCGAGGUUCUUCUCGAAGCUCUCUCUGUCAGGUUGCUAGUAGGAGAAGAAUCUGAACAAUGGCUUCCAAUGGUGAGCAGAAUUCAGCAACGAAGCCACCUCCGACCCCGUCUCCCUUGAGAAAUUCCAAAUUUUUUCAGGCCAAUAUGCGGAUUUUGAUUUCUGGGGGUGCUGGAUUCAUUGGCUCUCAUCUAGUGGAUAAGUUGAUGGAAAAUGAAAAAAAUGAGGUGAUUGUUGCUGACAAUUUUUUCACUGGUUCAAAAGAAAACCUCAGGAAAUGGAUCGGACACCCAAGAUUUGAGCUUAUCCGUCACGAUGUGACAGAACCAUUGUUGAUUGAGGUUGAUCAGAUAUAUCAUUUAGCUUGCCCAGCUUCUCCAAUCUUCUACAAAUACAAUCCUGUUAAGACAAUAAAGACAAAUGUAAUUGGCACACUAAAUAUGUUGGGUCUUGCAAAGCGAGUUGGAGCGAGGAUUUUGCUGACAUCUACUUCAGAGGUGUAUGGCGAUCCUCUUGAACAUCCCCAAAAGGAGGAGUAUUGGGGAAAUGUUAACCCAAUUGGAGUUAGGAGUUGCUAUGAUGAAGGGAAGCGUGUAGCAGAGACUCUGAUGUUUGAUUAUCACAGGCAACAUGGCAUAGAAAUCCGCAUUGCUAGGAUUUUCAAUACUUACGGGCCACGCAUGAAUAUUGAUGAUGGGAGAGUUGUCAGCAAUUUCAUAGCUCAAGCACUUCGGGGUGAAUCCUUGACGGUCCAAGCUCCAGGAACACAAACCCGAAGUUUCUGUUAUGUUUCUGACAUGGUUGAUGGCCUUAUCAAACUAAUGGGAGGAGAUAACACCGGCCCGAUUAACAUUGGGAACCCAGGUGAAUUCACAAUGAUGGAGCUUGCUGAAACCGUUAAGGAGUUAAUCGAUCCCACCGUUACAAUCAAGGUUGUGGAUAACACGCCAGACGAUCCACGCCAGAGGAAGCCCGACAUCACGAAAGCCAAGGAAUUGUUAGGGUGGGAGCCCACGGUCACUUUGCGAGAGGGCCUACCGCUUAUGGAAAAUGACUUCAGGGAGCGACUUGGAGUCCCCAAGAAGUGAGGAUUGCUGCUGCCUGGCUGGAUUUUCUACACAUAGGAGAAGUUCGAAAUUUUGCAGAGUUGCAGUCAGGUCCCGACAUGUUUAUGCUACCAUGUGUGUUUCCUUCUUUUAUAUAUAAGCAUACACUUAUAAUAAGGAAAAGGUGAAAAUGUGGCAAUGCCAUACAUGCGUCAGCGUUCCAUGUGGAGACUGUUAAAUGGGGCUCCAUAAAAGGGACCCACGUUAGCCUUUGCGCAUUCAAUGGCUGCAAGGUAGCUUGCUGCCUGUAUGGCCCACCGCAUUUCGCCUGCCCCUUAUAAUAAAUGUGGUGGUGGUGAUGGUGUUUAUGGGUUUAUUGGAACGUUGGAGGAUUGUUUUUGCUGAGAUCUUGCCUUUGGAUGCUUGUUGUUUCAGGGGAUGAUUGCUAUCAUACCCCUUUUUAUUUAAAUGAAAUGGAUGUGUCGGGUUUCUUCAA